UGAGUGUUGAUAGUCAUUUGAUGUAUUAGAGAUCCUGGAGAUUAGUAUGAACAGAAUGAUGGGAGAAUUCGUGGAACAGUUAGUGGGUAUAUCCUGUUCUAGUCAGCCUCUCAGGUAGGGAGCAGAGGAGUACUUCACCUGUAUCACACACAGACAGAGCUAGAGUCUCACCUGAGGCAAAGGGCUGGUGGAGAAGCUGCACUGUAAUCACUGGAAGAAGGGGCGAACUCAUCUACUGUACACUGAGCUUCCUGUAUCAUCAUGGUUCCAUCAAAGCUGAAGGCCAGGAGCCCCAUGUUGGAAGCAGUUCUGGGCUUUGUCCUGGGAGUGGUGGGAGGCUGUGUGCUGGGGGCCACUGAGGAGCCAGUGAAUGAGGCUAUGUCAGUGAUGACCUCAGGGGCCCUGCUUAAGCAUGUGUCUGACGGCGUCCAGACUGUGGGGCCCUUGGGGCUGGGUACCCUCCUGGGAGCAACGGCACUAACCACAGUCAUGACUUCAAUGGUGGCUGGGGUCAUAUUCGCAGCGGCUAUGGCUUCCGUAUUGCUGGGUGCCAGGAGCAGUGGUGGUGGAGCAUCCCAGGCAGAAUCUGUGGUUGUGUGGAUCGCAGUUGGACUGGCUGGCGCUUUCGGGACCACAGCCAGUGGAGCAACACUUGGAGUCGUCAUUGAAGCAGUCGUGGUGGGCUCAGGGAUGGUGGGACUUCUCUGGGCACUGAGCAUAUUCACCCUGCUCAAACCUGCUUUGCACUUCCUUCUCAAGUUCAUAUGGAGACAAGGAGAGUCCUGUGUCCGCCUUGGACAGAGCUCUCUGGAGGCCAGGGAGAGAGAGCUGAGAGAGAUGGAGGCGAGGGAGGUGAUGAAGAGAGACAGAGUGACAGUGGAGAUUGAGCAGAGGAUUGUCACAUUGGACAAGGAAGGACAGAGGACAGAAGGCCUGGAGCAUAGAGCAAACUGGGAGGCACAGCGCAGAGAGAGAAAUGAGAUGGAGAGAAAGAGGAGAGAAUGGAUGGAGGAGGUAAAUGAGCAAAAGACCAUUCAAGAGCAGAUCAACAAAGUGGUGGUGAAAUACGUGGAUUUCCUGGCGUUUUCAGGGAUACCCAUGACUAUGACCGCCAUGGUCACAGCAGGAUUUGGGGUGUUUGGAUUUGGGGACUACCGGUUUGUGUUUGUGGUCCUUUUAGCUUUGGUCCUGUUCAUGUCCUUCAUGUUCAUGAAAUCAUCCAAUUUUUACUUCUGGAUGUUCGCAGGGUGUAUGGGAAUGUUUGCCACGUUUGCCAUAGCAGUGCUCACUGUGCACGCACGUCAGGAAGUGGUGUCGGAAUCUAUCAAAAUGCGCAGGGUUGGUCAGGAUAUAUCAAGAGCGAACAUUAGCACCCAGAUGAACCACAGAUCUUCUCUAGAGGCCUUGGGCGCAGGAUUUUUUGUGUCAAAGCUAUGUCAGCUAGGCUUAGGGGCCACCAUAGGAGGCCCUUUGGGCAGGGGGGAAGAUAAGGGGAAGGUUAUAGUAGGAUCAGCUGGGUUGGCAGUGGUCAUUCUGAUAGUAGUGAGUGUCUCUUCCCCUGUAGUGCUGGGAGCGGGAGGGACCUCAGGGGCACUGUUAGGGGUGGUAGGGGCAGCAGGGGUGUCUGUUGGGGCCACAGCAUCAGUGGCAGUGGGGUGGUCCACAUGGGCAGGUACGAUAGGGACUACAGCAGGGAUGGUUUUAGGAGCGUUGGGGAUGGGUAAGUGGCACUUUGUCAACAUUGGAUUGCAGAUGCCGGUGGCUUAUAUCUUUUCUAUGGACAAUCUUUUUUGAUAGAGCAUCCAACAGGAGAAUGAGAUAUGAUUUUGUGGCUUUGUGGUAUGUGUUGCAAUCAUGAGCAAUGCAGUAUAACCUGUUUCAUGCCAGCACUCCCACUUGUCUUGAUAAGCUAAUCAAACAACCAAUCAAAAAGUCAUGCUCAGGCAUUUUUCUUUAUUUUUAUGAAAUGCUUAUUGUCAAGCAAAACUUAUACCAUUUCAUUUCAUCAUAGAUUGUAAUGAUUCAUUAAUGUGUUAACGUUUUAAUUGACUGUAAGUGAAAAUAGAGAAAUGCCUCUUAAUAAAUGUCAUUUUCAGAUGAAAAAGUAAUUGCACUUCUCAAAUAGCCUACUGAAGUGAAACAUUGUUAGUUGUAGUCUAAGUAUUCAAAUGCACUUACAGCUACAGUAACAGAACCAUUCUAUUGAAAAGCAGAAGGGAAAACACCAGCUGUAUGUCUAUACUUCACGAAAGUACAGAGAUAAAGAUGUAACUCCUCCAUCACACACUGGUUCCUCAGAAGGGUUCCAGUGAUGGGUUCCCUCUGGCUCAAUGCUGGACCUGGCAGAGACGUACUUCUCUCCAGACUCCCAGGUAGAGUGGGGUAAAGUAAGAGUGCUGCAAGUCCUAUCAGAAAUAAGUAUAGACUGGCUGUCCUGUUGGUCUCCGGAGACACACUUUCCCAUCCAUUGUCCAACUCACAGUGACCUGAUCAGGGUAGAAGUUGUUGAUCAGACACAGCAGCGUGGUCUGACCACGAGUUCUGGUCAGGUCCUUACCAGUUGGGACACUGACCUGAGCGGCGGCUGUGGCAUGACCUGUGGAAAAUAUAUUAAUGAAUAAAUGGAAAUGCAAAGCAUCAGCAUCUGCUAAUAUAAUACAUUAUGGUAAUUAAACAAAUAUUUAAAACAAUUCUCUUGAAAUAAAAAAGGUUAGAUAUUAUACAACCUGAAAAUCAAACUAGCAAGUGUUUAAUCCUUAAGAGUCAAUUAAUGUGCAUAAUAAAAAAUCCCCAUCAAAAAUCUGUUUAAUCUAGAGAUAUGUUUUUGCUUGGGCUGCAUCUCAAUCCAUCGUAUCCGCCUAUGUUGGCCUUCCUCAUCUGCAGUGGAAAGUGGCAGAGCUACAGUACAGCGCUGUUUGUCAGACCAGGAGACCUCCCGAAGAUCAGUCUUCUCAUGGAAACAUUUGUAGCAUCCGAACGCUUUAACCACUCGUUGGAAUGGGGAGACUCCCACGAACACGAUGGUGUUCUCCAUUUUGCUCUGUCGACCCCCACUAGUGUCACAGAACUCUUCUGAAGGUAACCCGGGACCGGAUAAAAGAAAGAGUUAAAUAUGUGUCCAAAUACAGUAUAUAUACCUGUAUAUAUAUUUCCUGAGCUUUAUUAUAUCUUCUAGAUAUAGGACAGACAUUUCAAAACCUUAUUCCUUAUUAUUAAUUUUUUGUUUUGCCAUUAUUCUAUGCAUUUCUAUGGGCUAUAGUAGUAAAGGCCAAAUUCUAUAUUUGAGCAGACAUUUAAAAUGUUGAUACCUACAGGGGUCCUAAAAUUCAAUAUCAAAUAGCUAAAUGAUCCAUGGUAUGACCAUCUAAAAACAAUUCCAUAUGUUACCUUAGUAGAACCCCCCACCCCCCCCCCACCCCCUCCCCCCUUAGUAUUUUCAUAGCCUCCAGCAUAAACAGAUUGAAAUAUGUAUAAAUGCAGAUAGACAAUAUGAAUAUAUCUAUUCUUGAUUUACAUAAUAACAUAUAUUUUGUACAUUUGUAAAAUACAAUAUAAUUAACAAAAAUAUUGGUACAACUUUAUAAUAACUAUCAUGAAUAAAUGUGUAAACAUUUAUAAGCAUUCUAAGCCUUCCAUUCCAUAAUAAUUUAGAACAUUUAUCAUCAUUUUUAAAGCAUUUAUAAGCAUUUAUGAAGGCUUCAUGAAAUGUUAUAAUAUGAUAGGAUGAAAUGAUGUGUUACCAAAACAUUAGAUUUAUGAAAUUGAUUAAAU
This is a messenger RNA of Oncorhynchus kisutch (coho salmon), 3771 nucleotides long. RefSeq lists its product as uncharacterized. The coding region runs from base 262 to 1794 and encodes 510 amino acids. The transcript has 2 exons. The record is from RefSeq and is a predicted model, not a curated record. Lineage: Eukaryota; Metazoa; Chordata; Actinopteri; Salmoniformes; Salmonidae.